Messenger RNA from Passer montanus (Eurasian tree sparrow), 1683 nucleotides. RefSeq names its product RAD18 E3 ubiquitin protein ligase (gene RAD18). Gene Ontology annotation, biological process: DNA damage tolerance; protein monoubiquitination. Bases 1 to 1587 code for a protein of 528 amino acids. The transcript is spliced from 14 exons. NCBI's taxonomy places the organism in Eukaryota, Metazoa, Chordata, Aves, Passeriformes, Passeridae. The record is from RefSeq and is a predicted model, not a curated record. Gene Ontology annotation, cellular component: Rad6-Rad18 complex; nucleus. Gene Ontology annotation, molecular function: ubiquitin protein ligase activity; single-stranded DNA binding.
AUGUGCUUCAGCCCGGGACGGGCCGGGACAGCCCGGGACAGCCCGGGCCCGGGGCAGCCCGGCCGCGCUCACCCGCUCUCGUUGCAGGCCGUGGAUGACUUGCUGCGCUGCGGGAUUUGCUUCGACUACUUCAGCAUCGCCGUGAUCAUCCCGCAGUGCUCGCACAGCUAUUGUUCCCUUUGUAUCCGCAAGUCUUUGUCCUACAAAACACAGUGUCCAACGUGCUGUGUGGCAGUCUCAGAAUCUGUGGUGAAGAACAACCGGAUUUUAGACGACCUGGUGAAGAGCUUUAAUUCUGCAAGGCAGCAGCUGUUGCAGUUGGUGUUGGAAGCUCCCCCAGUUCCAUCCCCCCUGGCCCACAGCCAGCGUCCAGCUGGGAGCCACUGCAGCCCAGUGUCUCAGCCAGAGUCUACAGAGGUGCCAGGGGUUGACAGCUCCUUGGGAAAGGACAAAGUCUGCACCUCCACAAAGGCAUGGUGGACUGCUCAGAAGAGUUUGCAAACCGAGGAACAGCAUGGCCUACACAGCACUUCUGCAGAGGCUGCUGGCAAAGACAGCCAAGUGAGAUCACAGGAGGUGCCUGGCUGCACCCAAAGUCAUGAAAAGCCUUCUACGUCUGUGCUCAAAGGAGACAGGAAAGUGGAAUGUCCUGUGUGUGAGGUUGCUAUUCUGGAGCAAUACAUAAACAAACAUCUGGAUAGCUGCUUGAGCAGAGAGGAGAAGAAGGAGAGCCUGCGAAGUUCUGAUCACAAAAGGAAGCUGAUGUCCAAAGUUGUCUAUAACCUGCUGUCGGACCGAGAUCUGAGGAAGAAGCUCAAGGAGCAUGGUCUGUCUACCUCUGGGACCCGCCAGCAGCUCAUUAAGAGACACCAGGAGUUUGUGCACAUGUACAAUGCUCAGUGUGACUCCCUGAACCCCAAGUCAGUUGCAGAGGUUGUUAAAGAGCUGGAGAAGAACGAGAAGAUUCGGGUUCAGCUGGAGUGCAAUAAACCUGGUGAGAAUAGCUUGACCUUCACAAAGGACCAGACAGAGGAAGAAAUUGAUGAGAUCCACGCUGAAUAUCGAAACAAACACAGAAGUGAGUUCAAGUUCCUGGUGGAUCAAGUAAAUAAACGGUGGAAGAAAACGGGUGAGAGGAAGGCAGAAAGUGCUCAAAACAAAGAGGAAGUUGCUGUCAAAGAGCUGCCAGCAGCCACAGCAGUUGCCUUUGUAUUUAACUGGGAAUUGCAGCAUGGGAAAGGAAGAAGGCAGUCAUGGCCUGAUGAACCUGGGGGAGAGGAUCCCACAGCUGUUGUCCCUGGAGAGGCCCAAGCACUCCAGUCAGAAAUUCCUGAUGGCCGAAGCAGUGACUCUCCCAGCGUGAAGGGGUGGCAGAGAUCCGCCUCUCCUGAGCUCUCCCUGUCAUCUGCCUCAACGAGCAGCACCAAUUCAGACAUUCUGACAGACAGGGAAGGGUCUGAGACAUGUUCAACGUCCUCUGACAGCAGCAGCUCCGUGGCCCUGACAGGGAACAAGAGGAAGCUGCGGCGGCCGCGCAUCCCCGGGGACAGCGGGGCCGUGCCCCGGGGCAAGAGGAAGAGGAGCUAGCACUGCAGGAGUGCCCAGCCAGCCUGGGAGCACCCCUGGCUUCUGCCCCUUCUCCGAGUCCCUGGGUACUGAGUAAAAUGCUGUAUUUUCACAUCA